Molecule: messenger RNA, 1062 nt
Organism: Drosophila serrata
Lineage: Eukaryota; Metazoa; Arthropoda; Insecta; Diptera; Drosophilidae
Gene: eIF1A
Product: eukaryotic translation initiation factor 1A
Biological process (GO): translational initiation
Molecular function (GO): translation initiation factor activity; RNA binding
Source: RefSeq, a predicted model, not a curated record
CGUUUUCGCACGGUCACACUCCUUUUCACUUUAGCGAGGCGAAAUCUGUCACAUUUUUGACAAAAUUUCCAGUCGGUGAUUAACGGUUUAACAUUGCACUUUAGCAACGGCGAGACCCCGCAGACAGCAGACAGCUAAAACAACAGCAGCAAGAUGCCCAAGAAUAAAGGAAAAGGUGGCAAGAACCGUCGUCGUGGUAAGAACGAGAACGAGUUCGAGAAGCGUGAGCUGAUCUUCAAGGAGGACCAACAGGAGUACGCGCAGGUGACCAAGAUGCUGGGCAACGGUCGGCUGGAGGCAAUGUGCUUUGAUGGCGUCAAACGCCUGUGUCACAUUCGGGGGAAACUUCGCAAGAAGGUAUGGAUUAACCAGGGCGACAUCAUAUUGGUCGGAUUGCGUGACUACCAGGACUCGAAGGCGGACGUCAUAUUGAAGUACACACCGGACGAGGCCAGGAAUCUGAAAACGUACGGCGAGUUCCCCGAAUCGGUGCGCAUCAACGAGACAGUCACAUUCGUGGAGGAUGGCUUCGACGAGGACAUCGAGUUCGGCGACGAGAUCAGCUCGGAGGACGAUGCUGAUUCCGUUGACAACAUCUGAUUAACAAGAAACAAGGUGACGUCGGCAGGGACGGCGGCAGCAGCAGCACCAGCAGCAGAGUCACUUCGAGAAUAGGGAAUUUAACAAAUUGUAAAAAGCAGAAGCAGCAAGUAGACCGCAUCCCGUUUGAGAGAUCCAAGCAAGCAGACUAUCCAACCAAUAAAUUAAUCCAAUCCCCAGAAUGGCGGCGGCGGCGGAGAGAGAAGCAACAGAAACCAAAACGGAUGGCGAUCAUACUAUCUGUAUUUAGUUAGUUAGUUUGAAGCCACUUUCACGUUCAAUAUUCUAUUAAAUUUCUCGAAGCUUUUAUUAUUCAAGUAAAGUAAGUUUAAAAAUUCAAAUGAUUUACGGCCGCCUUUAAUCAACAAAGAACAACAACAAAUUGUGUAAAACAAAUAGUGAAACUGUUAAGCAGAGCAAAACAAUGCAGCUUUUCCCUUAAAAUUAUUAAAUUAAAAAAAA